AUGAAACAUGACCACCAAGAUUUGCAUCUAUAUUAUGCACCGUUGUGUUUAUAUAAAAUUUUCAGUUCUGUUGCUAUACAUCUUGACCUUUCAACUGCCAACCAACCGGUAGCAGUAAGAGGAGGAUUAGAAGAUGCGAAGGGUGUUAUCAACAAGUGUUCCGGUAAGGAAACACAUACUCUACUUGAUUUCAAAUUCCGACUUCAUAACCACAUGGUCUUCUCUUCGCAUGGAGAGCUGAAAAAGAAGAUGAUUGCUGUAAAUGGAUUGGACUCACGUGCAGCAACCAAAUGUUUUACAGCGUUUAAACUUCUUUUUGGUGGUGUCGGAGGUGAGAUUAGUCAUUCAUUGCUCAACUUAAGCUGCUUGACUCAUCUUAACCUCAAGGUCUUAGUAGAGUUGAAAACCUAG
This is a messenger RNA of Lactuca virosa, 411 nucleotides long. The record is from the annotation of a GenBank genome assembly. Lineage: Eukaryota; Viridiplantae; Streptophyta; Magnoliopsida; Asterales; Asteraceae.